AUGUCGCCUAUCAAAACAAUUACAAGAUUUAAACAGUGGUCAAAUUCGAUCACCUCACUGAAGUCGUUUGAACUCGAAACAUUCAGACGCAAAACAUCUACUGUUGAAGAACUGAAAAAUUUAUCUUGUAAAAUGAAGCUUAAAGUAGACACAGUCAAAAUCCAACUGAGUACCAGCGAAAGGAGAGAGAUCCUGAUUUUUCCUUCAGUUGUAUCUCGAACACUGGACCGGGUUCGUCAUAUCUGGAUUGAAUGCUACGUCCUUCUGGUGGCACUGAUUGGCCAAUGUGUUGCCAUUGCCACACCGUAUUGGGCUGUAAGGCCUAUUGGCCACUCUGGUCUUUGGGAGAAUUGUGUCUAUGAGAAAUGUGUUGAUGUUUUUGAAUAUGGCGAUCCUGCACACUGGUUACGAUGUGUACAGAUUGUGAUAUGUAUAGCUUUACCAUUGACAGUACUGUCAGGCAUCUUUAUGGUUCUCGCUUCCCUUAAAACCAACACCAACUGUGCCACUCCCGCCGGCUUCUCCUGUCUUACUGCUGGUUUUAUGAUUUUACUUGGCGCUGGUUUUUACGGUUAUCAACAAAACGAACUGUCCACGAUUGGUUGGAGUCUCAUAUGGCAUGACAAUGACCAUGUGACCAAAUUACAAGACUUGAUUAUCACAGAAGCAAAUUCGUAUUGCUCUUCCUCACCGGUACAAUGUAGUCUACCAUAUUGGAAUGAAACAUUCAGUUUUCAGAGAUCUGAUGUAGUAGUAACAGAUGGUUAUCCAAAGGAAGAUGUUGAUUUGGUCGUUAGAUUCUAUAUCUUGAGCAACUUCUCCACCGAGGAACCGGAAUCUAUUCUCAGUUCGGAAGCCACUAAAGAAAUCUUCGUGAACAUCAAGUCUUCAUUGGAAGAUGAAUUGGGAUCUUACGUGACCUAUGUUGGAGAUGAGUUCUAUGGGAUACCAAUAGACGAGGCAGCUAACAGGAUUAUAAUACCCAUUGCAGUCGGUGUGCUGGUUAUCAUCGCUAUUAUAGCCAUAGCAUUGACAGUUUGGAGUAAGAAUCAGGAGAAAGAACGUAAUAAAUUGUUCUCGAAGAAAAGUAUGCGGAUGUCUAAAACCACAAAUAACCGUUCCAGAAAUAAACCAGAACAACACCCAGACACAGAAAACAAUCUGAUGAAGGAUAACACAGACCACCAAGAGAAUAAGCAUCUUGAACACAAACACAUCUCGCCUUUAGCCAAUAAUCAAAGUCACCCUUCCGCGACUGAAGCUUCCUACCUAAAUGAGGUCAAACAUAGGCAUAACGAACUGCCGCCGUUAAACUCAGCUGAGAGUGGGCAAGGUCUGCUGAACUCGGAUGAGUUAGGUCAAACCAAUUUUGAAGAGUCGGACACCAGUCAGAUGAAGAAGCACCACAAGAAGAAGAAAUCCAAAAAGAAAAAGAAGAAGGCGGAAGAGAAAUUGAGCCAAGAGAAUUCAGCAUUAGAAGAAUCCGAAUCGGAAAUCUUCACCCAGUCUCACAUGAUUACAAACGUCCAACCAAAUAAUAUGACAGCAGAUGAAACAAUCGUGUAA
This is a messenger RNA of Lottia gigantea (owl limpet), 1566 nucleotides long. RefSeq lists its product as hypothetical. The transcript is spliced from 9 exons. The record is from RefSeq and is a predicted model, not a curated record. Lineage: Eukaryota; Metazoa; Mollusca; Gastropoda; Lottiidae. Gene Ontology annotation, cellular component: membrane. The coding region runs from base 1 to 1566 and encodes 521 amino acids.